AUGGCCGCCACAGUCGACCACCGUGGAGUUACGCCAAUGAAUUUCGAUCACGAAAGCCCUAAUGAAUACCAAAAGCGUCCUACACCUGAAUUUGCCUUCUCCGACUUCCUCAAACGCGAAUACCGCUUCGGUCUCGAUCCUAACCGACCGGUCUGUCAAGCAGACCGCCAAGGCCUCUGCCCAUUAGGCAAUCUGUGUCCUGAUAAACACGGCAACCAUCACAACAACAAUCUCGUCUGCAAGCACUGGCUGAAAGGUCUUUGUAAGAAGGGUGACCAAUGCGAUUACCUGCAUGAAUACAACAUACGGGCUAGAGCAGAAUGUACGAACUAUAAUCGAAGUGGAUAUUGUGUUAGUGGAGAGGACUGCAAUUAUCUACACGUCGAUCCAGCAACGAGACUGCCUCCUUGUCCGCAUUACGAGAAGGGAUUUUGCCCUUUGGGUCAACGUUGCAGCAAGAAGCAUGUGCGGAAGACGUUGUGCAGAUUCUACCUUGCUGGCUUUUGCCCUUAUGGAAGGCAAUGUAAGGAAGGUGCGCACCCAAGGUUCCCAGAGGAUUUGCCGAAGCCUACUCUGAAAGUUGAGAAGACGGCGGAGGAGAUAGAGGCAGAGAAGGAGAGACUGCGGGAGGAGGCUGAUCGACAAGAGCAGAGGGAGUACGAGCGGAAUGAGAGCAACAGAGGAAGGGGUAGAGGUAGGGGUGGUGGAGGACGGUAUAAUCCUAGGAGGCGAGGAGGAGGUCACGAUAGAUGA
Letharia lupina is the source of this 753-nucleotide messenger RNA. RefSeq lists its product as uncharacterized. Lineage: Eukaryota; Fungi; Ascomycota; Lecanoromycetes; Lecanorales; Parmeliaceae. The transcript has a single exon. Bases 1 to 753 code for a protein of 250 amino acids. The record is from RefSeq and is a predicted model, not a curated record. Gene Ontology annotation, molecular function: RNA binding; metal ion binding.